GCAGCAGCAGUCACAUGACGGAUGGUUACUUCCUGUUCCUCGGCUGUUUACCGUUAUUAGUAUACAGGAGAAACAGAGAAAAUAAAGGAUCUGCUUUGCUUUCCAGCGAUCCUUUUCAUCUUGACAGUGAGGACUGGUUUGAACAAAAAACAGCGGGGAAUACAUACAACCGUCAACCUGUCCGUAAAUCGUGUUCACUGUUAUCUAGACUGCGGGGAGAUGACCACCGGAGGGGCGGGUAGCUAGUUGACUGGAUAAACCGACUACAUCGCCCGCCCUUUCGAUUUAGAAAAGAAACUAAUGCAGCUUUUUGUCUGCUAGAAGACACCCAACCGCUGCUUUUCUUCCUCGCCGUGACUUGUGUUUAUUAACGUUAACAUUAGCAGCAAGUGGUGGCUAAUUGACGUUAGCUCUCUUUUCCCAAACAACCCGCCAUCGAUAUGUCAAAAUACACAAGCUUUCCAGAGCCGAUGGACGACCACAACCCUUUCCAAGACCCUGCAGUGACUCAACACAGCAGCAACACAGGAUAUGCCACACUGGACCUUUACAACCCAUUUGAUAAUACUACUGGGCCUCCACCUCCGUAUGAAGCCACCUCUCCCUCUGCUCCAUCUGUGCCUGCACAGACCCCACCCAGCAGGACUACACCCACUGAGCCUCGCAACUAUGGCUCCAAUUUCUCCCAGACUGCAGUGAAUGCUACCACAGCAGAGCUCCUGAAGAAGCAGGAGGAGCUGGAGAAGAAAGCCCAGGAGCUGGAGAGGAGAGAGAGAGAGCUUGAGUCACACAGCCUGGGACCUGGAGCCUCCCGUCAGAAUAACUGGCCCCCACUGCCUUCAUUUUGCCCUGUGGGCCCCUGCUUCUACCAGGACAUCAAUGUCGAGAUCACUCAGCGCUUCCAGCGCACCGUCACCAUCAUGUAUUACUUCUGGAUAUUAUGCACUUGCACGCUGUUCUUCAACCUGAUCUCCUCCAUGGCCAUGUUCUGCGUGGACCCGUCGGGUGGUGUUGGCCUGGGCCUCGCCAUCCUCUGGGGCCUCCUCUUCACCCCCUGCUCCUUCAUCUGUUGGUACCGACCCAUGUACAAAGCCUUCAGGAGUGACAGCUCCUUCAAUUUCUUUGUCUUCUUCUUCGUUUUCUUUGCCCAAGUGGUUGUCUCCGUCAUCAUGACUAUUGGUAUCCCUGGGUGGGGUUUCAGCGGUUGGAUCGUGAGCCUGGCUGCUCUGAAGACCAGUGUCCCUGUUGGUGCGAUCAUGAUGAUGAAUGCCGUCCUCUUUACUGCCCAAGCAGCCAUGGGAGUUGUCAUGCUGAAGAAGGUCCACAGUCUAUACAGGCAGACUGAUGCCAGCUUUCAGAAGGCCCAGGCUGAGUUCGCCACCGGAGUCAUGUCCAAUCAGGUCGUACGCCAAGCUGCCACCAGUGCUGCCACCAGCGCUGCCACCAGCGCUGCCCAGGGGGCCUUCACCGCACCUCGAUAGAGAGGGACAAGUGGGGUAGGGAGGGUAGAGAAAUGGAGGAGGAGGAGGAGGGCCCUUUCAGCUUAAUGGAGGAUCUGUUUUGUAUUUAUUUCCCCACAGGUAAUUAGAAUUUGUUUUAGGGGGGUGACUGAGUCUGUAUAUUUAUCUAAGCAACUGAACUACAGGGCACUUGCAUGAGACAGAGGUGGGGUUUACAGGACAAGUUAGCUACAUUGGAGUCAACAAAUUCAAAAAAAGAUAGUUUGAAAUGUGAAAAGAAUAAGAUGCCUAAGCUGUAUGAAAUGUAGCGCAUUCGGACCAAGUGUCAGUGAAUGCAGGGAAAACACUUUUGUUGUAUGAAAAGACAAGCUGUGUGCCAAGUCGGACAGUUCUAGCCUGGAUAGUUCCCAUUUUUUAAUGACUUAGUCUAGAUGUACAUUGUGUUUAUGCAGGGCCAUGUUUGAGUUGGAGCUGAACACUGAAAUGUUGCCAUUCUAACAUUUGAUCCAUAACUGAGCUGCUCAACUUUGGCCAACGCUAAUUUUUUGUGUCUUAAAUGUAAACUAACAAAGCUUUGUUAUUAUUCCAAAUGAGAAUGCGUAUUCACUUCAUUUGCCAAAACCUCUUUUACUGUAAAGAUUAUAAACGUGUUGUUUCAGUUACAAUAUACCUGUCACUGUUUUGUUGGUGCUGCUUUUGGUUAUUGUUAUUAUUACAGGUCACUGUCUUGGUUUUAAUAAAAAUGUAAUGUCAUGCUUA
Sander lucioperca (pikeperch) is the source of this 2219-nucleotide messenger RNA. RefSeq names its product secretory carrier membrane protein 3 (gene scamp3). The transcript is spliced from 9 exons. The record is from RefSeq and is a predicted model, not a curated record. Lineage: Eukaryota; Metazoa; Chordata; Actinopteri; Perciformes; Percidae. The coding region runs from base 441 to 1481 and encodes 346 amino acids. Gene Ontology annotation, cellular component: trans-Golgi network membrane; recycling endosome membrane. Gene Ontology annotation, biological process: protein transport.